AUGCCUCAACUCCGUCAGCCGUCUAAUCAGAUCAAAUUGACGAAUAUCUCAAUAGUACGCCUAAAGAAAGGAGGGAAAAGAUUUGAAAUCGCGUGUUACAAGAACAAAGUGCAGGAAUACAGAAACGGAGUCGAAACCAAUCUAGAUGACGUUUUACAAGUCAACAAUGUUUUUGUGAACGUCUCAAAGGGAGAAGUUGCCAAGAGUGGAGAUCUACAGAAAGCUUUCGGCAAGGUUGAUGUUUCUGAAGUCGUUCAAGAGAUUCUGAAAAAAGGCGAACUUCAAGUCGGCGAAAAGGAACGAGAUCACGAUUUGGAAACCCUACGAAAAGAGAUCGCUACGCUCGUGGCAGAGAAAUGUGUAGAUCCGGCCACCCAACGACCGUACCCAGUUGGAAUGAUCGAAAAGGCGAUGGCAGAGGCGGGAUAUAGCAUCAAGCAAAAUAAGAACGCCAAGAGUCAGGUAUCUGAAUGCAUCAAGCUAUUGCAAAGUGAUUCAAAUCUUCCCAUUCAACGAGCACGCAUGAGGAUCAAAGUCGCAAUGCCAACCACCGACGCUGACAAGCUCCGCCAAAAAAUACUCGAAGCCGCUGAAAAGGUGGAACAUGAUGAAACAGGACAGUUGGAUUGGGAAGUAACGAUGCUGAUCGAUCCAGGCCAAUUCCGUGUCAUCAAUGAACUACUUCAGAAGGAAUGUAAAGGCAGAGGUCGCCUUGAGACCUUGUCGUUCGCUGCCACCGCCAAUACCCCUGCCACAAGUUCAGAUUGA
Molecule: messenger RNA, 768 nt
Organism: Psilocybe cubensis
Lineage: Eukaryota; Fungi; Basidiomycota; Agaricomycetes; Agaricales; Agrocybaceae
Exons: 6
Coding region: 1-768 (255 amino acids)
Biological process (GO): cytosolic ribosome assembly; ribosome biogenesis
Source: RefSeq, a predicted model, not a curated record